AUGGCUUCCUACGCCCUAGCCACUUCCUACGCCGGGGAGUCCCUCCUCUCGGGAUUCAACUGGUUCCACGGCGCCGAUCCCACUCACGGAUAUGUUUCCUAUCAGAGCCGUCAGAAUGCCGAGGCUCUGGGCCUGUAUUCUGUUGACGAAAAAACGGGAGUCGUGAGACUAGGCGUCGACAGCACGAAUACGUACCCCCUGACCGCAGGACGACCGAGUAUCCGGCUCGAGAGCAAGGAGGCGUUUAACCAUGGCCUUUUUAUUGCCGACUUUUUACACAUGCCUCCCUCGCAGUGCGGCGUCUGGCCAGCAUUCUGGUCGUACGGUCCCAACUGGCCUACAAGCGGUGAGGUUGACAUAAUCGAAGGUGCAAACGACCAGCACAACAACCUCAUGUCCGCUCACACAGGACCCGGCUGCACCAUAAGCAAGAGCCUCGGGGGCAAAUUCUCGGGCGCCCAGCGCGAAACUGACUGCAACGUUGGAAAUAAUAAUGUCGGGUGUGGAUAUUCCUCGCCGGCGGGCGACGCCUCUGCGUACGGGGACGGUUUCAACGCCGCCAACGGGGGUGUAUACGCCAUGGAGUGGGAUAAUGAGUUCAUCAAGAUCUGGCACUUUGCGAGAAGUGGGAUCCCCAAGGAUAUCACAAACAAGACGCCUGAUACGAAGGGUUGGGGGGUGCCGGAUGCGGUUUUUGGUGGCGGCGACUGUAACGUCGACAACUUCUUCAAGGACAUGAGUCUGGUGAUAAACAUUAACUUUUGCGGCGAUUGGGGCAACGCGAUUUGGGGGAAAUCCGACGGCUGUGGCAAGUAUGCGGCCACGUGCAACGAGUACGUUGCCAAUAACCCGAAGGCUUUCGCGAACGCGUACUGGGAUGUCAGGUAUAUUGAGGCCUACCAGAAGACCGAUGUGCAGACUUCAUCGAGUUCUCCGAGCGCGUCUGCCACGGAGCCCCUGACCCGGGUGACAAGGACGACGUCCAUCACCACCACUAUCACGAUUAGACGCCCGCAUCGCACUACACGCACUGUCGUAGAGGGCCGGAACACGACCUCUGUUUUGGGCGUGGGUGCUGCUUCGUCGUAUCAAUCUGUUCCUGGGGCGGUUGCGGCAGACACAACUCCUGUUUACAGAGUGAAUGCGACUUCAUCGUAUGAGUCUACCCCUGAGAAGGCUACCGCUGGUACAACGCUCAUUUACAGAGCGAAUACGACUUCAUCACAUGAGCCUACCUCUGAGGAGGCUACGGCCGGCACUACAGCACCGGUUUACAGAGUGAAUGCGACUUCAUCCCACGUGUCUACUACUGAAGAGGCAGCCACCAGCAUAACACCAGUUUACAGACUUAAUACAACGUCAUCGUUGUGGUCGUCUCACAGCAGCCGUUCUGCGAAUACAACCGACGCCCACCUGUACGCAACGUCCUCGUUGAGAUCUACUCGACGUAGCAUUCCUACGAAUGCAACCGCCGUUCCCCGACACACCAUCUCUUCACUCGUCUCUGUCCCCAGCGGCACCAUCACAAAUACAAGCCAGGCCGCCAGGCCCCAGGCUGCGUCCUCGCCUGUCUCUAUACCCAGCGAGGUUCCAGCGCCCAAGAACCCCGUACAGCUGGGCGACUUUGCAUAUCUAGGCUGCUACGGCUCAAGCGACGACUUCAAAAGCUUCCGCAAAGUCAAAGAUAGCAAAGACAUGACUAUCGAUCUAUGCGUACAGCUCUGUCGCGAUUCAAUGUUCUCGGGUGUAUACGACACACAAUGCUUCUGCGCAGAUUCAAUCGAUGCCGAUACCCGCGCGGCUAACACAAAGAACGGUGAUGUCUGUGAUCACCCUUGCCCGGGUAACGACGUCCAAUACUGCGGUGGACUUGCAAAGAGCCCUGAAAAACUUGCCAAUACCACUUCCAACCCUGCAAACGACCGGUUCGAGAACAUUGCUUCAUCAACUGGCGUCGCGGCGAGCAAGUCGACUGCUACUGGUCAGCGAUUCAGAAACUCGACGACUGGGGGGGCUGGGAAGAAUUCCACCCUGGCGACGAGGUUCCAUGUGCCCUCCAAGAGAAGCCCUCUUUCACGCAUGGAAAAGGCCAUUCUUCUUACCGUGUAUGGAGUCGUAAAGGACGAAACGCCGCCUCCGCCUCCACCGUCCAUGGCCGGAAACAAUAUCACGCAUACGUUUACUGCGUAUUCUACAACAAUGCGAGUCAAGACGAUAACUGUUAUUCCGGUACAGGCGACGGCUGGCGCGUCAAAGGCAGAUGUGGUUGCGGACAAGAGCCCUAGCGGGCCGCCCGUGGCUGAUGAGACCGUUGUUUCUACACAGGGUACCUCUGUCCCAUCAGAGAACAAGCCUGUCGGGGACAAGGACCGUGGAGAGACUCUUCCUACCGGGGAGAAUUCUGACCCGGAGAAGGGUGGGUUCGCCCCUGACAGACAACCGGGUAGUUCUUAUGCGGGUGACAAGACUGUUGACCGUGUUCUCGAGACUGCUGCCCCCUCCAACGUCGAAUUUGUUACGGACAAGCGUCCUGAUGGUUCUCCCGUCGGUGGCAAAACGGUUACGAAGACAGUUGACCAGAUGGAGGUGGUGGUUGAAGACUGCGGGUGUACCGAAGGAGAGACUCGCCCGACUUGUACUCCUCGUCCUUCUUCGCCGCCAUCUGCCGAGAAACCCAACCCUCCUCAUGCUGUGCCAUCAGACGUCGAGGUUCCUGUGCCUGCCGAGGGCUCCAAGCAAAGUCAACCCGCACCGCCGGCCCAGGCUACCAACGCUCGCCGGCCAGUGCCAUCAGACAUCGAGAUUCCCGUACCCGUUGAAGGCUUGAAGAACAGUCAACCUGCACCACCACCAGCCCAAGCUACCAACAACCCUCAUCAGUCUGCGCCGUCAGACAUCGAGGCUCCCGUGCCUGCUCAGGACCCAAAGCAUACUCAACCGGCACCUCCACCAGCCCAGAACACCAAGGCUGAAGGCCCAGAGUCUUCAGGGGACGAUUCGCCCGCACCAGUUGGAUCCCCGGGAGAGAGUCAGCAUGCUCCCCCAUCACCUGCGACGCCGCCUCCAGCACAAAUCACACAUCCUUACAGGGUGCGGCCUUCGGGAUUCGAGACUCUUCCCCCGGCCGAGGCCUCGCAUGGAGCCAAGACUCCCAAACCCGCAGUGGUCACUGCCGGCACUGGGAAAACGUGGAGUGAGAAGCCGGGCGUUAUGCUGGGAUUGAUAACGUUGGUCGUGGCUAUGCUGUUGUGA
Metarhizium robertsii ARSEF 23 is the source of this 3252-nucleotide messenger RNA. Its product is annotated as Carbohydrate-binding WSC. The transcript has 3 exons. Lineage: Eukaryota; Fungi; Ascomycota; Sordariomycetes; Hypocreales; Clavicipitaceae. Gene Ontology annotation, biological process: glucan catabolic process. Gene Ontology annotation, molecular function: hydrolase activity, hydrolyzing O-glycosyl compounds. Bases 1 to 3252 code for a protein of 1083 amino acids. The record is from RefSeq and is a predicted model, not a curated record.